Lasiosphaeria miniovina is the source of this 2460-nucleotide messenger RNA. Its product is annotated as Mechanosensitive ion channel-domain-containing protein. Gene Ontology annotation, molecular function: calcium ion binding; calcium channel activity. NCBI's taxonomy places the organism in Eukaryota, Fungi, Ascomycota, Sordariomycetes, Sordariales, Lasiosphaeriaceae. Bases 1 to 2460 code for a protein of 819 amino acids. The record is from RefSeq and is a predicted model, not a curated record. The transcript has 2 exons. Gene Ontology annotation, biological process: intracellular calcium ion homeostasis; calcium ion transmembrane transport. Gene Ontology annotation, cellular component: membrane.
AUGUCGUCGUCGGCAGAAAAGCCCCAGCGCUGGCCAACGCUACACAUCCAAAUGCCAUCCUUUUCAGACCCAAGCCCAGCCGACAAGAGCCCCAAAGCGAAGACCGACCCUAGCCAGCUAGCUCCGGACCUGUCAAAUCUGAGUCCUUCUGAUUCGAGGGAGGCGGCCAAUAGGUUGCAUGAUGAUCUAGAACUUCUGCGCGCCGAGCGCAUUGUGUCUCAUCAAGAACACGAUGACUCGAGCCGCUCUCGUAAGAGAAAUAGCUCAGAGGAUGGCGGCGACGCCUUCAACACCGCCGCUCCUACCGCCCCCGCAGUGUCUGGCACGCAGAAGAAGACGUGGCUCACUAAACUCUGGGCCUCACUGAGGAAGUUCCCCCGCGUCCUUCGCUACAUUCUUUACGCUAUCCCGCCAGCCAUUCUCAUCUUGAUCCCCGUCUUUCUGGACUUGUUCGCAUACGAUAGCGAUUCGGAGCCCGUGGGCGGCGAGGGCGGUGUUCAACUCCUGUGGUUUGGCAUAUGGCUCGAGGUCAUUUGGCUUACGCUGUGGGCGGCCCGAAUUGUCACCUCUAUCAUGCCCGCGACGGUUGCUUUCAUCGCUGGCACAGUAGGGUCUAGCAGCCACAAGAAGUGGAAAGACAUUGGAGGCCAUCUAGAGUUUCCCACGGCCCUGUUUCUCUGGAUGUUGUCCGUGCUAGUCUCAUACCAUCCCAUACUCGACUCUCACCGAGGCCCCGAUAGCUCGGAACCAGAGGGCAAUCUGCCGGAUAUCGCCUGGAUCGGGGUCGCCUUCAAAAUCAUCAUCGCCUUGUUCGUCUUGGUCGCGCUGAACCUCUUCGAAAAGAUAUUGAUCCAAUGGAUUGCAACCUCCUUUCACCUUCGCACCUAUUCGCACCGGAUCAGGGAGAACCAGAUGCAAAUUGGAUUCCUAGUCAUUCUAUACUCAUACGCCAAGAGCCGUGUAGAGGUUCACGAUCUCGUUUGGGAUUCGUCUGAUCCAGGGACUGGCAGCCGAACACCAAUGAAGGCCAUCCAAACAAAUGCUCGGCAGGCGUUGAGCAAGGUUGGAGACGCCGCGACUCGCAUGGCUGGCGACUUUACUGGGAGAAAAAUUCUCAAAGGUGAUCACCCCCGGAAAGUGGUUUUGGAGCUGCUCCGUAAUACAGCGGCCAGCUAUGCACUUGCAAGAGUUUUCUACCGCAGCUUUGUAAAGCCAGACAAGUCGACGAUCAGGAUGGAGGACUUGCAGCCAGCCUUCACGGCAACAGAGGACGCAGAAGCGUGCUUUGGUGUCUUUGAUAAAGACCUCAAUGGAGACAUCUCCAUGGAAGAGCUCGAAAUGGUGUGCAACGAGAUUCAUCUAGAGAAGAAGGCCAUUGCGGCAUCUCUAAAAGAUCUUGAUUCGGUUAUUAAAAAGCUAGACGAGGUGUUCAUGUUCGUCAUCCUUGUCAUCGUCAUCAUUGUCUUCAUCAGCAUCCUCUCCAACUCUGCCGCUGCAGCUUUGACCUCGACGGGAACUGUCAUUCUAGGUCUAUCUUGGCUGCUCCAAGCGACAGCACAAGAGUUUUUGCAAUCUAUCAUCUUUGUUUUUGUCAAACACCCGUUCGACGUCGGCGACCGGGUCACCGUUUACGGGAAUACUGGCUCGAUGAUGAAAGGAGACGAUUACUACGUCCUCGAGGUCUCUCUUCUCUACACCGAGUUCAAGAAAAUGGAAGGCCACGUUGUACAGGCCCCGAAUUCCCUCCUGAACACGCUCUUCAUCCUUAAUCAGCGGCGAAGCCAAGGGCUUGCCGACCCAAUUAACCUAAAGCUUCGUUUUGGGACGUCCGAGGCGCAAAUCGAAGAACUCAAGUCUCGUAUGCUAGAAUUCUGCCUGCAAAACAAGCGAGACUAUGCCCCGCGCAUCAUCUCAGAGGUGCAGACCAUCGACGAGGUAUACAGCAUCACGAUGAAUAUCAUCUUCUUUCACAAGAGCAACUACCAGAAUGAGCUGCUGCGGCUCACUAGACACAACAGGUUUGCCGUGGAGCUGAUGCACCAGAUGUGCGACAUGGGUCUAGAAGGCCCAAGAUUUGUGCAACCAGGAGGAAUGCGCGACAUGCCCAUGUACUGGUCACAAGUGAAUAGCUCCCCAGCGUAUAAUCAGAACGCGGUCCCGGAAACACCGCCACAACAGGUUUCCAGUCCGGCGGCGCGCCGCAGAGGGGCCAGCAUGGCAAAGUCGGUUGUGGAAUCGGGGAUGGAUUUCCAAGACGUGUACCAACACCGACGACAGGACGGCGGCAUCGCCAGGCUGGCCUCAAUCAGCCAAUCUCCGAGGGAGGAAGACCCGGACGGGGGGUUAAACUCGCGUAUGGAAAAGGUCGCGAGCAGAGGCAGCCAAAAUUCACGACAGAGAGCAUGGGGCCGCCCAGCAAGCCGGUCAGACGCCGCGGGCUCGGUAAGCAAUGCUGUGUGA